Messenger RNA from Pestalotiopsis fici W106-1, 1416 nucleotides. RefSeq lists its product as uncharacterized. The transcript is spliced from 7 exons. Lineage: Eukaryota; Fungi; Ascomycota; Sordariomycetes; Amphisphaeriales; Sporocadaceae. Bases 1 to 1416 code for a protein of 471 amino acids. The record is from RefSeq and is a predicted model, not a curated record. Gene Ontology annotation, molecular function: flavin adenine dinucleotide binding.
AUGAUCGGCCCUCCAGUCGUGAUACCGAUGUCGAAAAGUGCUCGUGAUGCACUCAUCGCAAAUGUUGUCCUGCUUUUGGCAAGCGCAAUCUUUGUGGUCCUUCGAAUCUAUGGACGAGUGACGGGUCCCGGGCUUGGUAUCGACGAUCUUUUGGCCGUUAUUGCACUGGUUGUGACAAUUUGCGUCAUCGGCAUACAAGUAGCUUUUUCAAUAUCAGGAAAUGGAUACGACUAUCUUCCGUCGACUCCAGAGUUCGCUGAUCUUACGGCGGACUUGGAAUACAUCAUGAAGGGUCUUUUCGUAUGCGAAACCUUAUAUCUGUGGGCUCUUACUUCAUUAAAACUCAGCGUUUUGCUUUUCUAUCGAAGAUGUUUCGGCGUCUCCAAUCACAUGGACCGCGCAGCUCUAGUCAUGAUUGGUGUUGUCUUGGCCUGGGCCAUUACUUUUACAUUUUUAUUCAUCUUUCUCUGCGACCCGAUCCAGCAACAAUGGUCCACCGCACGAAUCGGACACUGCAUGGACCAAAUCACCAUCGUCAUUUGGCUUUGCGCGACGAACAUAACCACAGACUUGGUUAUUAUGGGCAUGCCCAUGUACACCAUUUGGCAUUUAAGAAUGAGGAAAACUGAAAAGCUCGCCAUGGCUUCCUGUUUUGCACUUGGAUUGGCAUGCUGUGUGAUUGGAAUUUUUCGAAUCGUUGAACUUACCCAAGUCGACUUGCUCUCGAACAUUACGGGCACCAUGGGUCACACGAUUCUUCUUCUUGGCCUGGAGCUGGUCUUUGGGAUCAUGUGCACCAACAUCCCGAUGAUGCGGCCAUUUUAUGCCAAGUAUAGGUCUCGAAAAUCAUCGUCGAAAUUAUUAGAAGAGCCAAAGUGCCGUAGUCAAAGCAACAAUACUGGUUCCCAUGCUUCUGGUGCAAGACAACGCAUUGCCAGACGACUUGGAAUCCCCACAGACCAAACAAUUGGUGUCGAGACUGCUCUUGAGUUGGAGAACUAUCAUGUGCUGGGUAUCAAAAACAAAGCCCUUGUCGAGCACAGCGUUGAAGAGAAUGCGAGCAAUGAUGGAGAUUCUGAGAGACGGAUCGCCGACAGCGUCUCCGACGUCUUCAAAUUUCUGGUAAAGGACAAAGGCUCAUGCGAUUUUGCCAUCCGGUCUAGCGGGCACAUCAGGUGGGCAGGGGCGUCCAACAUUGAAGGCGGCAUCGCGCUGGACCACUACGGUCUAAACCGCAUUGACAUCAGCGACAAAAGCACGCUCGCAAGGGUCGGCCCCGGCUCUACUUGGGACUCUAUUUACGAGAAGCUGGAUCCCUUGAGUCGCAGCGUGGCUGGCCGACGCGUCGCCAGCGUGGGCGUGGGAGGACUGACCCUGGGCGGAGGCAUCUCUCACCUGUCUUGCUGUCAUGGUUAG